AUGGAAACCUCCUCGGUUCCUCAGGUGUACACUCAGCCCAUCCAACGCACGUCAACCGAAAGCGAGGCUGAACUGUUGGGAUUUUCCCAAAGCAUGUCUUCCAUUCAUUGCAUCAUUGAAGAAGAAGACGAGGAUGUGGCAGAGGAACAAGAAACAGAACACAAUUAUGAAGAUGAACACAGUGAAAUGGAUUCAGACAAGGAUGAUGAAAUUGAUUCAGACGGUGAACUAAAUGAUGAUGAUGAUGAUGACGAGAACGAACAUACUAGUGCUGAUAACAGCAGUGUUCCAAUCGUCGAUCCAUUCGAUUUGGACGAUGAUAUCGAGGAUGAAACGGAAAUCGAUUCUGAUGAUGAAGACGAGGUGGAACUGAUCCGAUCCAUGACUCUUCAGGAUCAGCAGGGUUUGAAUCAUAAGACGAAAAAGUCACUACAGGAUCAAAUGCGUCUAACUCAGCAACAAGACAUUGUCAGAGAGCUGGAAAGCGGCAAUGAUUCCUCGGAUAUGGAUGAACCGGAUUGGUUUCAAAUGAAUGACAAUGACGGAGCAAAUACCUUUGGGGCCUCCUCCAUGACCUUUUCCAACAGUGAAUAUUCCUCCUCUUAUUUAUCCGUCGAACCCACUGUACAACCAUUAAAAGGCAGUGGCUGCAGUAGUAUGGAUUUCGAUGACAAGUAUCGUGACAUGAGUCCCCCCAGAAUGCAAGACAAUACCAGUUCCCCAACGAUAGAGCCGCUGAAAGGAAGUCUGAGGGAUUGGGACACCCACGAGAAAUAUCGUGACAUGAGUCCACCGCGCAGAAAUGAUUCCGAUUCGAGUUUUAUCGAACCAAUUGUAGAACCAUUGAAGGGAGGAAGCAGUAUGGUGGAGUUGAACGAUAAAUAUCGGGACAUGAGUCCACCCAGGAGGAGCGCUGGUGUGAGUCCACCCAGGAGGAGCGCUGGUGUGAGUCCACCAAGGAGGAGCACUGGUGUGAGUCCACCCAGAAGGAGUCGCCUUGAUCCGAGUAGGAGUGAACGGGGAUUCCGAACCUAUGGUGGUGGUGGACUUUCUUCUCGAGGAGGCUUUGGAGGAGGAGGAGAAAGAAAUGGUUUGAGUCAAAGCGAACGAGGACAACGGACAUUUUUUGGUGGUGAUGGUCCGCGAGGACGAUUGGGGAGGGUGGGGCCGUCACCACCAUCAUCAUCACAGCACGACGAGCUGAAUCGUAGCGAACGGGGAUUGCGAACGAUAGGUGCCGACUUGAGUCGCAGUGAACGGGGACUCCGGACCGUGGGUGCCGAUUUGAGUCGGAGCGAACGGGGAUUGCGGACUGCCUUUGGUAGUGGUGCGAUGACAAGUCCCAGCAAAAAGAGAUUUGUGACCAAAACCUUGGGUGCCGAUCUGAGUCGAAGCGAACGUGGGCUGAGGACAGUGGGGGCUGAUCUGAGUCGAAGUGAACGGGGACUUCGGACGAUUGAUACUUCAUCAUCGUGCGAUAUGAAUCGAAGUGAACGGGGAUUACGAGUUUUUGGUGGUGCGGAUCUGAGUCGAAGCGAACGGGGACUACGGUCCAUUGGCGCCGAUAUGAGUCAGAGUGAACGGGGUUUUCGAACCAUUGGCGGUGGUAGUGGUGGUGGACCAAGGCCAUGGAUGGCUCAAUUAGUCAUCGAAGCACUGAGAAAGGCAGCCAACGGGAGCAACAAGUAUCCUGAUCCCAGCAGCAACAGCAAAUCGACCCAAAGUACAAUUACCAACAACCACAUUGAACUCUUGCAACAACGCAAGAAUGAUAAGAGCCACGAGAAGGAAGCAGUGAAUGGUACAUCAUCAGUUCCCAAGAAACAAAUCUUCAAGAGCGUGGCCGAGAGAUUGUUUGCUGCACGUAACGACUAUUACUCGUCGCCUGACCCUUCGCGUCGAACCAAGACUGGUUCCGAGCCAUCGAGUUCGAAGCUGCUGCCGUCGCAGAAGCAGGAUUCCGUCGCAGAAGAGAAUCCAUAUCGCACACCCGAAAUAUCCGAACAUGGAAUGAUUGGAGGAACAUAUGACCAGAACGAUGGUGUGACGGCUCCACCACAAAUAACAGCCGCACCGUCGACCGUCCAAGAAAUGGUUCAAGAUUAUCGCAUAUUGGCGGGUCGACUCAAGUCGCUCAUUCCUUCAGUUUCCAUUUACCAUCAAGCCAAGCAAGAAUUGAGGGACGCCAGAGUACAAUUCUUGGAUAAUUGCGAUGAUUUGUUCUCAGAUAUUGCCAAUGGUGAAGCUGAUAAAUUGAUACGACAAUGGUUUACGAGCUUAAAGCAGCAACAUGAAGAGGCGGAGGUGGAGGAAGAGUAUUCGGGACUCAAUGAUGAACCAAAAGAAUCCCCACCAGCCCAUGAAUCGCUUGAGCCUCGUGAAAUUUUGGAUUACGUCGUUGAAUGGGAAGACAUUGUAUCGACACAUAUCAGUGAGGAUGUUGGGAUCUUGAAGAAAUUGAAAGCCGAGAAGGAUCACUAUGACAGCAAAAUCAGGAAGCUUAGACGGCGCAUGUCAUGGUUGUCUUUCAGCAAGAAACCCCCAACAAACGAAGGUUCUGAUAGCGAAAAUACGGGAGGCUGGGGUCAGUCCAAGCUGGAUCGAAACAGGAACAAACAAAGCUCUGCUUCUCAAAGCUAUGAUGCCAAGGAGAAGGAGGUUGCUUUUCUACUGCAGCAAGUGACAUACUAUGGUUGGAAGGAUUUGUAUCCAUUAGUCGAGGCCACAAUGCAGGAAGAGUGUCGACGGUUCAAGGAGGAAGAAGGUGGUCCGUUUGGAAAAUUCAUGCCACCAGCCAUUGCCGAGGUUGAAGGAGUUCUUGCUGACGCAUUCGGAGUGAAUGCAGAUUCCAAUUCCCAAGAAUCGAAGCCACUCCUUGUGCUUGAUGAUACGUCUCCACAUGCCACUGUUGCUUGGAUGUCGAUGUUGGAACACGAGCCAAACCCGUCAAACCCAAUCUUGUUUGAUCUCCAAUCGCCGGGCAGUGACGACGGCCGCCUACAAGAGAAGAAGGGUGCGGUAAAUGUUCGGAAAAUGCAGGAAGAGCAUCAACUGGACGAGAGUACUCCUUUCUUGAUUCAUAAAGGGAGGGUUUUGUUUGGGACCUUGCCCUUGGCCGAAUAUACGGAUCAAUGCUGGAAGGAUCAACAAGCCUUGGUUCCAUCUGAUCCACUGGAGAAAUACAACAUGAACAAAUUCUUGCGCCAACAUGUCAAGAUGGAGCAGAUUUGGAACGACACCCUGGUGUUCUGGUUGGAAUGGCACUGUGGCGAGAAUUCCGUUGCAAAGCAGACAAGCAGCGCCUAUGCACAAAAAAAGCAAGAAUUGGAAUUGAACACACAACGAAUCGUUACAAAAGUGGAACAAAUUGCUCUGGCAGAAUUUCCUGGCCCCUAUUUCUGUGGUCAGCGAUUCACCUUGGCCGAUAUUCAUUUGUUUGCGUAUUGGGAACACAUUUUGCUGUUGUUGACCAUGAUGCAAAUGCGUGAUCCGCAAGUCGAAACAGGUGGAAACGACGAUAGUAGUACCAAGGGCAUUCGUCAUGACUGGGCCUUCCAUGCGUCCAAGUUGCCACGUCUGUCGACUUGGUACGAGAAUGUAUCCUCCCGUCCUUCUGCACUCGCCAUCCAGCAAUCCAUCGGCACUCGUCGUUUCUCCUCCAUGACCCAAGACGGGAAACACACAAGUAACGAAAUGAAACAAGAGAAUAGGGAGAGACGACUGGAUCAUUUGACCAAGCACUACAAGUCCUUGCAACAAUGUGCAGCAACCCUCUCCAAAUGA
Molecule: messenger RNA, 3783 nt
Organism: Cylindrotheca closterium
Lineage: Eukaryota; Bacillariophyta; Bacillariophyceae; Bacillariales; Bacillariaceae
Source: the annotation of a GenBank genome assembly